AUGGUCUACUUGUGGCCAUGGCUUGGUGCCUUAAUGGCCCUGCCUCUCGCUCUUGCGGGAAAAUCAGGCGAUGCAGUGCCUAGUUCAUAUAUCAUCGAAUUUAGCGGCGCUCAUAUUUCCGCCCAAUCUUUCAUCGACUCGCUCACUCAUAGAGGCAUUCCUGCCAAUCUCAAACAAGACUUGUCCUUCUCCCUCUUCCAUGGAGGAUCAUUCAGCCUGACAGGCAACCCGCAGAAUGAAGAUGCUACCAUCAAGAGAAUCUCUUCCUUGGCAUCCGUAAAAUUCGUUACACCCGUUCGCGAGCUUCAUCUCCCUCCUCGUCAAGUCUCAACUGCCCAUGAUACUUCAUUCCAGCGUCACCAUGAAAAUAUUCUCAGCCGCCGUGGCCAGAGCUUCGCUGUUGGUAAUAACGACUUCCCUCACGUCAUGACUGGUGUCGACCGCCUGCGCGACGAGGGUUACCUUGGCAGUGGACUGAGAGUGGCCGUAGUGGAUACUGGUAUUGACUACAAGCAUCCUGCACUUGGUGGCUGUUUCGGCGAGGGUUGCUUGGUCUCGUUUGGAUGGAACCUUGUUGAUAACACCACCGAUCCUUACGAUAAUUGCGACGGCCAUGGAACACACGUUUCCGGUUUGAUUGCUGCCCAGUCAAACGCUUACAACUUCACUGGUGUCGCGCCUAAUGUGACACUUGGUCAUUAUAAGGUCAACAAAUGUAAGCAGGGUUCUUCCACCGACCAAAUGAUGCAAGCUUUCAGAAUGGCCUUUGAGGAUAAAGCCGACAUUAUCACCGCUUCUAUUGGUAGCUACAGUGUCGGAAACGACGGGGCGUAUGGUAUGUUCUAUGCUUCAGACGGAGCAGAUGGAAAGGGAGCUACAGGUGUUGGAUCUGUUAACAACGUAAUGGCUCCCAUGCUGCUCAACAAGGCCACUUACUCGACAAAAAAUGGAACUAAUGAGUUUGGCUGGUCGCUUUCUGGAACUGCGGACUUCAAGAACGGGACCUAUCAACUUUACCCUCUCAGCCUCAAUUCGUCGAUUGUGGGUGAUGGUUGUGAAGCGCUGCCAUCUAGCACCCCGGAUCUCUCGAAAAAGAUCGUUCUCAUCAGACGCGGCGGCUGUGCCUUCUCCUUGAAGGCAGCCAAUGCCGCCAAUGCUGGCGCAAAGAACAUUCUCUUCUACAACGAUAUCCCUGGCGUCGACCAGUUCUCUUUUACUAACGACAAACUGGUUGGUAUCGAGACCCUUUCCCAGCGGCCACUCUCUUUUGGCAGCGACAGUGAUCCAAAUACUCUUUAG
Messenger RNA from Penicillium soppii, 1299 nucleotides. RefSeq lists its product as uncharacterized. The record is from RefSeq and is a predicted model, not a curated record. Lineage: Eukaryota; Fungi; Ascomycota; Eurotiomycetes; Eurotiales; Aspergillaceae. The transcript is spliced from 4 exons. Bases 1 to 1299 code for a protein of 432 amino acids. Gene Ontology annotation, biological process: proteolysis. Gene Ontology annotation, cellular component: cytosol. Gene Ontology annotation, molecular function: tripeptidyl-peptidase activity; serine-type endopeptidase activity.